AAUAAAGUGUUGUCCUCCACCUGAACGGUAGUCGUUUCCUUUCUUUUCUGGGGAAUUCUCCGGCGGGGGAUUUUUUAGUCCCCAAAAGCUUUUGUGCCCCCAACAACUAAGAGAGAGAGAGAGAGAUUUUCUGCCUCGCGGAGAAGACUUUCUCGGCGAUCGGAUCAGACUUUCAGACGACCAACAAUGACGGAGAAGGGUUUUUCCGGCGACAAUGUUGGAUCUGUGAUGUUUGUUGACCUAUUUUGUAAUGUUUGUAGGUCUGGUUUGUAAUGUUUGUAUCGAUUCGGUUUGUAUUGUUUAUCAUUCUUGUUUGUUAUUUUUAGUGACAUUUCGUACGGUUAAUAUGCUUUGUAUUUGUCCGUUUCUUUUGUAAUGUUUGUAAGCAUUGUUAUUUUUGUGAACCAUGUUUGUCAUUUUAGUCACCCAUGUUAGUAAUGUUUUUAUGUAUAAAAAAUAACCUGGUUGACUUUUGGAUGGAACUCCUCUAUAUUAGGAUGAAGCCUCCAAAGUCAACCUGGUUGUUUUUUUUAUUUUGUAUGGUUUGUUUUUUUUCAUAAUGUUCGGCUAUGGAGAAUGUGACAUAUAUCACGUGGGUGGAGAAGAGUCAAGGGAAGUUGAAGUUGUUGGAGAAGUGUUCAUUCGCAAGAUGGAGCGAAACUGGAAACGAAGGAAGCGGAGGAUAAAGAAGGUGAAAGUUGACUGCAACCUUGAGGGCAAGGUCGCUUUUCAAGGGGAGGAGAUUGUCUCAGGUGGGAUUCCCCGAUCAGGGAAUAAGGGGCCUAGACCGGGGAAAAUCCCUGGAUGACUUCCCCGACAUCCUAUUCAAUGUAGUCAAAAUCGUGCUUUAAAACUUAAAAGCUUACGCAUUUACCUUUUUAGGUCAACAAAACGCUUCUAUGAAGAAUCAUGAUUUUCCCUUACAAAUGUAGUCAAGAUCUUCGCUUAAAAUCUUACGGUUUUACGCUUCUAGUUCAUCCAACCGCUUCUAGGUAGAACCACGCUUUUGACUGCAUUGCUCCUAUUGCAUUUCCCUGGUCGGGUAUUUGAUGGGCGGACCGGGGAUUUUAGUCUUCGAGCUCCGUCUAUCGUCCACUUGGUGCUUUUGACCCGAAACUCGCCUCCAAACAUGCACAACUGAUCCCAGACCUGAAAUACAUCAUACGAGAACAACCUAGCGUGAAAUUGGCUUAAAACACGAGAAUCGAGCCUCAAACAGUGUACGAAUGGUGGACAAAAACAUGUACAAAUAUCGAGUUAUCACCCAAUUUUCGUGGGUUUCUCUUAUUAUUUUAGUAGAAUAAUUAUUAUUAUGGUGAGUAGAGAUUUUUUCGUAUUAGGGUUAUUAUUAGGAUUUUUUUCUUAUUUUCCUUAUAAAUAUGUACUUUAGGUUAACAUCAUAAUCAAGUAAGAAAAAUAUUAAGAAAAGUAUCUAUCUCUAAUCUCUCCCAAAUCCUAUCAAAUCUCUGUCCUUCUCUCCCCCAAAGCUCACCGGCCAGUUCUUCCCAAUUAUGUUCUUCAAUCCCUAAUCCACAAUUCUUAUCUCUAAUUUUCUAAUCUCUAUCCCCAAAUUCCUAAAUCUUUAUUGUGACGAAUAAUCGCAGGUGUCGAAUAUCAGUCCCUAGAAGCCCUAGAAAGUGGGUUCCUAACAUCUUUCUUUCUAAACUCAAGUUCAUAUCCAAUCUAUGCAUGUUUUGAUGUUCAAUUUUGCUUUAAUCAAGAUUAUUGAUUUGACUAUUGACCUAGGAAAGGGAAUACCUGAUUGGGUCAAUUAGAGCACCAUAGACUAGAAGAAAGGGGGUCGAUUGUGCGAGAGUCAAUUCAUGCUUUGUAUUGAGUGUGAACCUCUCCCAACAGAGGUGAUCUAGUGUAGAAUGCCUUGAUCAGUUGUACUAGAGAAGGGUAAGCCCCUCUAGACUACCGAAUCAAGAGGGUCUUCAUUACUUUAAUCAAAAUUCAAGGUCUAGUCAAGGAUCCUUCGCAUUAUAGACGGGAGUGGAAGAAGUUAGAGACUUAUCAAUCUCAAUUCGGUUGGUGGCUAGGUGGAUUCGAACACCCAAGUGAGCCUGUAACUUGUAAUUAGAUAGAUUAACCAUAAAAUAAUUUAGUUUUUUAUUUUCAAACUUCGAUUGGCUAGACAACAAACAAAAGGCGAAGCUGAGUAAGAGUACAUCUAGAUGCCUUAAAGUUCGAUAGUUUUAUUACUUUAUUUCCACUAUACUGCACCUGGUCAUCGGUGACACUUGGUCUUUGAUCUAAAGUGUAGUUUAGGUGAGUCAAUACUCAACUACUUGCUAAAUGUGGAUGUACUCCGAUGGAAAAAUGAAUUCACUUCAGUUUCAUGAAAAAAAUUAAUUGUUCGGCAAGACUAUAUACUACGUAGUAAAAGUAAUUAUUAGGGUCAAUCGGGCAAGUUUGGGUUGGGCAACCGGAUCAUGGAUCUAUCGAGUUGCAGGUCAAUCAAAUUGCAAUUCAAUCGAGUUACAUAUCAAUCGGGUUGCGGGUCAAUCAGAUUGAGAGUCAUUAACUUUUAAUCGACUCAAAUUACGAUCGGGUUGCAAGUUGAAUUGGUUGGGCAUGUUACUCAGAUUUUGUUAUUACACCUACUUGGUCCCUUGGCAUGCCCCAUUUGCUAUCUUAAUGAAGUUAAACCCAGCAAGGUUGAGGCAGCUUGUAAUCAUGUAUUUGCACAUUUGAAUUGGCUAUAUACGAUUUGUUCUGCCUUAUGGUGUUCUAUUUUGUUUUUAUAAUUCCCGCUUGUUAUAGGCUGGAGUGCUGGCGUGACGAAAUCAAAAUUUCAAAAACUC
Molecule: messenger RNA, 2807 nt
Organism: Linum trigynum
Lineage: Eukaryota; Viridiplantae; Streptophyta; Magnoliopsida; Malpighiales; Linaceae
Source: the annotation of a GenBank genome assembly